Molecule: messenger RNA, 1446 nt
Organism: Seminavis robusta
Lineage: Eukaryota; Bacillariophyta; Bacillariophyceae; Naviculales; Naviculaceae
Source: the annotation of a GenBank genome assembly
AUGAUGACAAAGAAGUCUUGGUCGUUGAAUACACCUGCAUGCUCCUUUGAGCACUCCUUCUUGGUUCUUCUGGAAAAUAAUUCCUUCCAUGAUGUCACUCUGGUUGGCAAUGAUGGGAUCAAGGUGACGGCCAAUCGGUGUUCUCUUUCCGUCCGGUGUGACUAUUUCCAAAAGAUGUUCAUGGGAAAGUUCCAAGAGUCUUCUUCCAACAACAGUAACAGUAACAACAUCAGUCAAGAAAUCCACAUCAGCAACUUUUCUGGCAGUGUGAUCAAAUCCAUUGUCCAAUAUCUUCAUACCAGCAAGAUGGAGCUGUUGGAGACUCUUCCCAGCAGAAACAGCAAAAAGUUGACUCCAGAGACUCGACUCGAGUGUGUAGAGACGUUGGUAUCGUUGGCCAGCGCCGCCGCCUAUUUCCAGCUCCCCAGCCUCCUGGUUCUACUCACAAAGAAAAUACAGUCGUGUAUUAAGGAUUCUCCCAUUCUGGCAUUGCCCCUCUUGCAUGCGACUCCGCUUCCCUUGGAGUUGGAACAGUUGGCAUUGUCCGUCAUUCGAUCCAAUGCCAUUUAUUGCUUGACAGCACCGGCCGUUACAGACUUGCCAGCAUUUGCCGUGACACAAAUCCUCACCGAAAUAAAGGCAAAAAAUCGAAUGGACUCUUCUAUCAUCAGCAUCAGCCACCUCCAAGUCUUUGACUUCAUUUCCCUUUGGGCCAGUAGUAGUGAGGAUCACAGCAGCAAUACUGCGCUCCAAGAAACAGCCAAGCAGUUAGUAUCAGAUCAUGUGGACCUCACACAGAUCGGUCCAGAUGUGCUAUGCAACAAAGUGGAAGUGUCAGGACUGGCAGACCGGGAUCAGCUCUACGACGCCUACAAGGCACAUGCGUUGGCAUCCAAUCAUGAAACCAACAACACAAAUAAUACAUCCCUCCAAUGGAAAAAGUCCCAAUCCGAAGAGGUUCAUCAAGAAAGAGCAUCGGGAUGGACGACAGAUGUUGUAGACUGUCCUCCCAUGACUGCGGGAACGUAUCAAUGGUCGCUCACGUUGGAACAAGCCGAAGCGGUCAUGGUCGGUGUGGUGUCAUCCGACGCUCCCAUCCGUUACGAUAGUGACUUUUCGGUGCAAAAGGGUACAUGGGCGUCCUACGAUUUCAACAUGUCCGGAUCCAACAUUCAAUUGCUGUACGCCAAUGGCGUGCGAAAGCAACAAAAGCAGCAACAACUGCCCACCAUUUCGGGAAAUUCGACCGUCCAGGUGACGCUCAACUUGGAUCCUACCGACGCGGACAAUGGCAGUCUAUCCUUUUCGGUGGAUGGACGUCGACCAGUGGUUAUUUUGAGGCAAUUGAGAGAGCAUCUCAACAACAACGAGGGAGGCUUUCUACCGGGUGUGUCAAUAUCGGGACGGGGCGGCAGAGUCAGGAUUCACGACUUGCAGCAAUUGUAG